CAUUUCUUAACGGAACGUACUGAAUUAAAACAUUUCCUACACGGACUGUUUUGAGUGAGGCACAAUUCUUUAGAUUCCGACUGGUGUCCGACUUGCAGCGACGUCUUCCACAUUGUUUAGUGUCAGAGAAAGAGAGUUAUGAACGACUGGAAUCCAGUGGCUAAAGUCUACGACCCUCUCAAGGCGGGCAGCAUCGAUGGCACAGACGUGGAGCCCCAUGACCGGGCCGUCUGGAGAGCCAUGGUCGCCCGCUACAAACCCAACAAAGCCGUGGUGGGGGACCCGCUCCUCACUCUAUUCGUGGCCCGCUUGAACCCUCAAACAACGGAGGAGAAGCUGAAUGAAGUGUUCUCCAAUUACGGGGAUAUCCGCCGCCUGCGCCUGGUGAGGGACAUAGUGACUGGGUUCUCUAAGGGAUAUGCCUUCGUUGAAUACAAAGAGGAGAGGUCCGUGGUCAGGGCGAAGCGAGACGCCAACAAACUAGUGGUGGACCAAAGUGAGUUGUUUGUGGACUUCGAGCAGGAGAGAACCCUGAAGGGAUGGGUACCUCGUCGGCUGGGCGGAGGGCAGGGGGGCAAGAAGGAGUCUGGUCAGCUGCGGUUUGGUGGGAAGGACAGACCCUUUCGCAAACCCAUCAACCUUCCUGUCACCAUGAACCAGGAAUGGGGUGGCGGUGGCAGAGAGUGUGAGAGAGAGGAGCGCUACAGAGAUGGGUCCCUGAGCCGUGAGAGAGAGACUGAUUGGGGGAGUAGGGUGAGGAGAGAUGACAGAGGGAGAGAGAGAGGUGUAGAAAGGGAGUACCACCGAGAGAGGAGGGAUAGGAGUUAUGAGAGGGAGUCGACGAGGGAGCGGGAGUCGACGAGAGAGCGGGGGUCGACGAGGGAGCGGGAGUCGACGAGGGAGCGGGAGUCGACGAGGGAGCGGGAGUCGACGAGGGAGCGGGAGUCGACGAGAGAGAGAUGUGACAGGAGAGAGAGGGAUGACAGAAGACACAGGGAUGAUAAGUACAGACACAGAGACAGGAGAUGA
Molecule: messenger RNA, 1029 nt
Organism: Salvelinus sp. IW2-2015
Lineage: Eukaryota; Metazoa; Chordata; Actinopteri; Salmoniformes; Salmonidae
Gene: snrnp35
Product: small nuclear ribonucleoprotein 35 (U11/U12)
Biological process (GO): mRNA splicing, via spliceosome
Cellular component (GO): precatalytic spliceosome; U12-type spliceosomal complex
Molecular function (GO): snRNA binding; mRNA binding
Source: RefSeq, a predicted model, not a curated record